Manihot esculenta (cassava) is the source of this 1945-nucleotide messenger RNA. RefSeq names its product valine N-monooxygenase 1-like. NCBI's taxonomy places the organism in Eukaryota, Viridiplantae, Streptophyta, Magnoliopsida, Malpighiales, Euphorbiaceae. The transcript has 2 exons. The record is from RefSeq and is a predicted model, not a curated record. Gene Ontology annotation, molecular function: oxidoreductase activity, acting on paired donors, with incorporation or reduction of molecular oxygen; iron ion binding; heme binding. The coding region runs from base 120 to 1748 and encodes 542 amino acids.
AAACAACUAUAAAUACCUACCUUGAGGUACGUGCAUGGUAUCAAGCAGUCUCUUCUUCUUCUUCUCUUCUACGUUCAUUGGCGAUAUCCCUGGAUUUGAAUUGUUCAGGGCAUAUCAAUAUGGCCAUGAACGUCUCCACCACCAUCGGUUUACUUAACGCCACCUCCUUCGCCUCCUCCUCCUCCAUCAACACGGUCAAGAUCUUGUUCGUCACCCUCUUUAUUUCCAUUGUUAGUACUAUUGUAAAACUUCAAAAGAGUGCUGCUAACAAGGAAGGUAGCAAGAAACUCCCACUCCCUCCUGGCCCUACUCCAUGGCCACUCAUCGGAAACAUCCCGGAAAUGAUCCGGUACAGACCCACGUUUCGGUGGAUUCACCAACUCAUGAAGGAUAUGAACACUGAUAUUUGUCUCAUUCGUUUUGGAAGAACUAACUUUGUUCCUAUAAGCUGUCCUGUUCUUGCUCGUGAAAUACUAAAAAAGAAUGACGCUAUCUUCUCUAACAGGCCAAAGACUCUCUCUGCAAAAUCUAUGAGCGGAGGAUACUUGACAACUAUUGUGGUUCCAUACAAUGACCAGUGGAAGAAAAUGAGGAAGAUCUUAACCUCAGAGAUCAUUUCUCCGGCUAGACACAAAUGGCUCCAUGAUAAAAGAGCUGAGGAGGCUGAUAAUCUUGUGUUUUACAUCCACAACCAGUUCAAAGCAAAUAAAAAUGUGAAUUUGAGAACAGCCACCAGGCAUUACGGCGGGAAUGUGAUCAGAAAAAUGGUGUUCAGCAAGAGAUACUUCGGCAAGGGAAUGCCGGACGGAGGACCAGGGCCUGAAGAAAUCGAGCACAUUGAUGCCGUUUUCACUGCCUUGAAAUACUUGUAUGGAUUUUGCAUAUCAGAUUUCUUGCCUUUCUUGUUGGGACUUGAUCUGGAUGGCCAAGAAAAAUUUGUGCUUGAUGCAAAUAAGACCAUAAGGGAUUAUCAGAACCCUUUAAUUGAUGAAAGGAUUCAACAAUGGAAGAGUGGUGAAAGGAAGGAAAUGGAGGACUUGCUUGAUGUUUUCAUCACUCUCAAGGAUUCAGACGGCAACCCAUUGCUCACUCCUGACGAGAUCAAGAAUCAAAUAGCUGAAAUUAUGAUAGCAACAGUAGAUAACCCAUCAAACGCAAUCGAAUGGGCAAUGGGGGAGAUGCUAAAUCAACCAGAAAUCCUGAAGAAGGCCACAGAAGAGCUCGACAGGGUGGUCGGCAAAGACAGGCUUGUUCAAGAAUCCGACAUCCCCAACCUUGACUAUGUCAAAGCCUGUGCAAGAGAAGCCUUCAGGCUCCAUCCAGUAGCACACUUCAAUGUCCCUCAUGUAGCCAUGGAAGACACUGUCAUUGGUGAUUACUUUAUUCCAAAGGGCAGCUGGGCAGUUCUCAGCCGCUAUGGGCUCGGCAGGAACCCAAAGACAUGGUCUGAUCCUCUCAAGUACGAUCCAGAAAGGCACAUGAACGAGGGAGAGGUGGUGCUCACUGAGCACGAGUUAAGGUUUGUGACUUUCAGCACUGGAAGACGUGGCUGCGUAGCUUCGUUGCUUGGAAGCUGCAUGACGACGAUGUUGCUGGCGAGGAUGCUGCAGUGCUUCACUUGGACUCCACCAGCCAAUGUUUCCAAGAUUGAUCUCGCCGAGACUCUAGAUGAGCUUACUCCUGCAACACCCAUCUCUGCAUUUGCCAAGCCUCGCCUGGCUCCUCAUCUCUACCCUACGUCACCUUGAAAGAGAGAUCAGAUCUUAUCAGUUCUUAGAACGUCCUUUAAUUAUGAUUUGCUAAAAACAAAUAAAAAUCAUUUGGUUAUUGUGUAGGUAAUCUUACAAGCUUCCUGUUUAUUGAGAGUUGUUAAUUAACUCUCAAAAUGAUUUGUGGGGUUAUCUUGUUUCUCUUGCAAUAUAGUUGCUUUACUAGAAUUGCCUUA